GGAGUUUCGCAUCUCACCCACCUCUCUCUCUCUCUCUCCACGCCUCUGCUCAUCAAUCCUUCCUUCAUAUCUAGGGUUUCAUCUUUCCAGUCAUUCGUUCGAGAAAUCAGAAUAUGGUGAUUAUCAUUGUUGAGGUUUUGCUAGGGCUCAGUUGCAAUGAGUUAUAGGUCUUGUUUGGAUUACAAGAAUAUUGUGUUGAGUUGGAUCUGAGGCUUAGUAUUUGGUGCUGGUAACAUCAUGACGAUGAACCAGCGGAACACAAUUGAUUUGGAUCAGGGAUGGGAUUUUAUGCAGACAGGGAUCACAAAGCUUAAGAACAUUCUUGAAGGGAAACCCGAGCCACAGUUCAGUUCAGAAGAUUACAUGAUGCUUUACACAACUAUUUAUAACAUGUGUACCCAAAAACCGCCGCAUGACUACUCUCAGCAGUUAUAUGACAAGUAUCGAGAGUCUUUUGAAGAUUAUGUCACAUCCAUGGUAUUGCCUUCUCUAAGAGAGAAGCAUGAUGAAUUUAUGUUACGAGAGCUCGUAAAAAGAUGGUCAAAUCAUAAAAUCAUGGUUAGAUGGCUGUCUCGGUUCUUUCAUUAUCUUGAUCGGUAUUUCAUCGCUCGGAGGUCACUUCCAGCACUAAAUGAAGUGGGACUGACUUGCUUUCGAGAUCGGGUAUAUCAUGAGUUAAAUGGAAAAGUUCGAGAUGCUGUUAUAUCUCUGAUUGAUCAGGAGCGUGAGGGAGAGCAAAUUGAUCGAGCUUUGUUGAAGAAUGUUCUAGAUAUUUUUGUUGAAAUUGGGAUGGGGCAGAUGGAUUAUUAUGAGAAUGAUUUUGAAGCAGCAAUGCUCAAGGAUACCGCUGCUUAUUAUUCCCGGAAGGCAUCUAACUGGAUUUUGGAAGACUCAUGUCCAGAUUAUAUGCUGAAAAGUGAGGAGUGUUUAAAGCGAGAGAAGGACAGAGUCGCCCAUUAUCUCCAUUCAAGUAGUGAAAUGAAGUUGCUUGAGAAAGUACAACAUGAGUUGUUGUCUGUGUAUGCUUCUCAACUGCUUGAAAAAGAGCACUCUGGAUGUCAUGCAUUACUUAGAGAUGACAAGGUGGAAGAUUUGUCAAGGAUGUAUAGGCUUUUUUCCAAAAUACCUAAAGGCCUAGAACCUGUUGCUAAUAUAUUCAAGCAGCAUGUUACUGCUGAAGGUACAGCUUUGGUUAAGCAAGCAGAAGAUGCUGCAAGCAACAAGAAGGUGGAUAAGAAAGAUGUGGUUGGUAUGCAGGAACAGGUUUUUGUAAGGAAGGUGAUUGAACUGCAUGACAAGUACCUCGCUUAUGUGAAUGACUGUUUUAUGAAUCAUUCUCUUUUUCAUAAGGCACUCAAGGAAGCAUUUGAAGUUUUCUGCAAUAAGGGUGUUUCUGGAAGUUCAAGUGCUGAACUUCUUGCAACAUUCUGUGACAAUAUUCUGAAAAAAGGUGGCAGUGAGAAGUUGAGUGAUGAAGCAAUAGAAGAGACAUUAGAAAAGGUAGUAAAGCUACUUGCGUAUAUCAGUGACAAGGACUUGUUUGCAGAAUUUUACCGGAAAAAGCUUGCUCGGCGGCUAUUAUUUGAUAAAAGUGCCAAUGAUGAACAUGAAAGAAGUAUCCUGACCAAGUUGAAGCAACAAUGUGGUGGUCAGUUCACUUCAAAGAUGGAGGGGAUGGUUACGGAUUUGACAUUAGCUAGGGAAAACCAAGCCAACUUUGAGGAGUAUCUCAGUAAUAACCCACAAGCAAAUCCCGGAAUUGACUUGACAGUCACUGUCCUUACUACUGGGUUCUGGCCAAGUUACAAGUCUUUUGAUCUUAGCCUCCCAGCUGAGAUGGUUAAGUGCGUUGAAGUGUUUCGAGAGUUCUAUCAAACAAAGACAAAGCACAGAAAACUCACAUGGAUAUAUUCAUUGGGGACAUGUAACAUCAAUGGAAAGUUUGAGCCUAAAACUAUGGAGUUGAUUGUAACUACCUAUCAGGCUUCUGCUCUGCUGUUAUUCAAUGCAUCAGAUAAAUUAAGCUAUCAAGAAAUUAUGGCUCAAUUGAACCUUUCUGAUGAUGAUGUUGUGAGACUGUUGCAUUCCCUUUCAUGUGCCAAGUAUAAGAUUCUUAACAAGGAGCCCAAUACGAAAACAAUCUCUCAUACAGAUGUUUUUGAGUUCAACUCAAAGUUCACUGACAAAAUGAGGAGGAUCAAGAUUCCUCUCCCUCCCGUGGAUGAGAAGAAAAAAGUAAUUGAAGAUGUUGAUAAGGAUAGGCGAUAUGCUAUUGAUGCAUCAAUCGUCCGCAUCAUGAAGAGUAGGAAAGUUUUGGGCUACCAGCAGUUGGUGAUGGAGUGUGUUGAACAGUUGGGCCGCAUGUUCAAGCCUGACGUCAAGGCAAUCAAGAAGAGGAUUGAAGAUUUGAUUACUCGGGACUAUCUGGAGAGGGACAAGGAUAACCCGAAUUUGUUCAAGUACUUGGCAUGAAUUGUCCAGGCGAUCAACCCUAUGUGCUACUCGCUAUCCCUGAUCGAUGCGAGAGGGUGUGCAUUCUAUCGUGCGUCCAUUGGCCUGAAAAAUUGACCACAAACUUCUGUAAAUGUUUCCAAAUAUUUAAUUACCUCUUUUUUGAUGCUUGCUUACAAUCAGGAGCUUGAGAUUUUCUGUGUACAUUAAGCCUUCAAAAAUCAGAUGUAGACAAUCGCUACAUUUACAUGUCCUUGUUGGAAAAAAGUGUAAUAUCUGUAGUUUUAGCAGUGAGACUACCCUUGCUGGGGCAGUUGUACUUUUCCAAUCUUUAUUGGUGCAGGAGUUGAACUUUUUCAGUUUUA
Coffea eugenioides is the source of this 2816-nucleotide messenger RNA. RefSeq names its product cullin-1-like. The record is from RefSeq and is a predicted model, not a curated record. Gene Ontology annotation, cellular component: cullin-RING ubiquitin ligase complex. Gene Ontology annotation, biological process: ubiquitin-dependent protein catabolic process; protein ubiquitination. The transcript has 21 exons. The coding region runs from base 238 to 2472 and encodes 744 amino acids. NCBI's taxonomy places the organism in Eukaryota, Viridiplantae, Streptophyta, Magnoliopsida, Gentianales, Rubiaceae. Gene Ontology annotation, molecular function: ubiquitin protein ligase binding.